AUGGCGGCAUUUCAAAAGUUGAAUGACUUCACAAUCAAAAUGGUUAACAUUGCAACAGGGGACACUAAGAAAUUUGAGGGACAUGAGGCCCCUGUGUUGAGUGUGGUUUUGGACCCCAAAGAGGAGUUUCUGGCCUCUGCCAGUUGCGAUGGAAGUGUGCUAAUAUGGAAACUGGAAAAUCGUGAAAAAGUGAAAAAUUUGCAAAUUCUUCCUAAAGUCAGUGACGUUAGCUUGACCAAGGGAUGGUGCAGACUAUGCUGGGAGAAGAACGGAAAGUUCCUGUAUGUUCCAAUGGAGAAAGAAAUCCACAUCUACGACAGAGGUACCUGGACAAAAACGGGAUCUUUACAGGACAGUCAAUUUUCUGGGGUGUACUCAGUGCUGGAUAUCUCACCUGAAGGUGAUUACCUGGCAGCAGGAAGUUACGACGGACAAAUUCUGAUUUAUAACCUACAAACCAAAACCUGUGUGGACAG
Molecule: messenger RNA, 476 nt
Organism: Saccostrea cuccullata (small rock oyster)
Lineage: Eukaryota; Metazoa; Mollusca; Bivalvia; Ostreida; Ostreidae
Product: WD repeat and HMG-box DNA-binding protein 1-like
Exons: 6
Biological process (GO): DNA repair; mitotic cell cycle; DNA-templated DNA replication
Cellular component (GO): nuclear replication fork
Molecular function (GO): chromatin binding; protein binding
Source: RefSeq, a predicted model, not a curated record